This is a messenger RNA of Auanema sp. JU1783, 1599 nucleotides long. The record is from the annotation of a GenBank genome assembly. Lineage: Eukaryota; Metazoa; Nematoda; Chromadorea; Rhabditida; Rhabditidae.
AUGUAUACAACAGAUAUUAACACUCCUCCAAUCAUCGAAGCUAAGGAUCCAACUGCUGAUAAGUUAGCCGCGACAAUCGGAUUUGGUGUAGCAGCUACAGGAAUUUACGACAAAAUUCCGGAAAUUCAGGGUUGUCGUUCGGAUGAAGCAUCAGUGUUCCCAGAUGUGACAUAUUCUGAAUAUGUCGGUGAGCGACGUAUCAAUUGGAGAGAAGAGUUUGAAGAAACCUUCGCCAAUGAAAGAAAUCAAUAUCAUAGAAUGCGAAUGGAUUGGGAAUCCAUAGGUGCUCACCGUCGUAGAUUGAGAGCUAAAGUCAAUAAGAUCAGCAAAAACAAAUGGAUUCGGGAUUUCCUCCACCUCUUCUUGGACGGAAAGAUAAUGAAGGCAUGGAAGAGAGUUCGAAUCGUCCAGAGAGUGUUACGCGAAAGGGAGGAUGAUACAAGUUAUAGGAAUAUAGGAAACACCGCAAUGCUAGAAAUGGUUAUACAGACUGUUGUUCAAAUGCUCAUCGAACCAGAAGAAGGCUUUAAUUUACUCAUGUAUCUCACAACUCAUUCAUUUCCGGAGUGUGUUCUGAAUGAUAAGAUCGAACCUGCUGCUCCUGCCUGUUUUCAUAGAAAACAUGGAGAUUGCAUGUUAGCCGAGCUUAUUUUGAACUCAUUGCCUGCCUUGCCACAGCGUAGAUUGUUAGCUCAUAGUACUAUAUCCACUAGAAUGCGGGCCAUUCAUUUUGCAGCUUGUGCUGGUAACCCAUGCCAGCUGGACGUUCUUUUAAAAUUCAAUGUUAAUCCUAACUAUAUCGAUGCAACUGGAAGAUCUCCCAUUCAAUACGCGGUCGUACGUAAUCAUAGCAUAAUUGCACGUCAACUGAUGUGGCAUGGAGCCGAUUUGACUCUAUUCGAUUCCUUAAGACAACUCAAAUAUGAGCCAUUGCCCGAACAAACCAGAGCGUUCGUUUUCAUAGCGGAACGUUACAGAGCCCUGGAACGCGCAAUGUGUUCUUGGGUUAAGGCUUUUUGUGGUCGCAAAUGGAAAGUCAUAACUCCUGUGUCGUCUCUUCAUAGCACUCGAUUAGCUCUCUAUGCAGAUAGCAUAGAAAGCUUCUCCGAAACAAAGUCUUCUUCUAAACCUUCUGUCCGACCUAGGUUGAUAAGCUUAUCUUUAAGAACAGAGUGUUUCGAUGCCAAUUUGGAGAAGAACGCUGACCAACUCGUCUUGGUGUUCGCCAUACCAUUGAUGUUCUCUCCCUACGAUGCGGCCAUGCCAGCUUUGUAUCCACACGUUCUACGCACUAAACUCGUCAUAGACAAUGAUUAUCUAGGAACCCCUGCUCAGAUAUUGUCGAAAGAUCCCAUGAUCCGAUUCCAUUCUUCCGGUCGUGAGCAAACUCAUGAUUUACCCUCCAUUUUCCAAGAAGUUCAUAACGGCUUUGUGUAUGGUUGGCAGAUUCCUAAGAACAUCGACAGGAAGACUACACCGGUUUUAUCCCUUCCGUUAGAUCCUUCUCAGCUUAGUAGUACCAUGGAAAAACAUGCAAUUCUCUUCGUUCAAGCAUAUUCGGUUGUACUUCCGCCUCCUCCCAAACAGAAAUCAGAAUGA